AAAUAUCCAAUGUCAAUGUCCAAAGUUCCAUUCUUUGUCAUCACAAACAUGUUUUAUCAUUUGUACCUUCUAUGCAUCCUUGAUGAAGUGCAAUAAUUCAAAACAAUUUUGUUUUUGUUUGGUAUAUUUAAAAUAAGCUUUUUUACUUCAUUUUAACAUUGUUUCUUAAAACUUUUGUUCAUGGCCAUGAAUAGACUAACCAAUCAAGGUUUGAUUUUGAAUUGAACUGCACAAAUAAGUCAUGUACUUUGUUAAAAUCAUCUGUUCUGCAAACAUUCACCUGAAUGAUAUUCAAACACUUCACAGCUUCAUGUCAUUUGCAUGGAAAGCGAGGGCUAAUCAAUAGCAGAAUCAAAAAUGUAUAGCACAUAGAGAUCUUUUACUAUUUUAUCUAGGCUGUGUAGCACAAAACAACAUUACAAACGUGUGCCCUUUUUUAUAGAAAACAAAGUGGAAUGUUGACUUGAGAAUAUUCAAGAUAUCAGGGUCAGAUGUUAUGUUGAAACAGACUUUAAAAUAUUCAAGAUAUCUGGAUCGGAUGUUAUGUUGAAACAGGCUUUAGAGUAUUCAAGAUAUCUGGGUCAGAUGUUAUGUUGAAACAGACUUUAGAAUAUUCAAGAUAUCUGGGUCAGAUGUUAUGUUGAAACAGACUUUAGAAUAUUCAAGAUAUCAGGGUCAGAUGUUAUGUUGAAACAGACUUGAGAAUAUUCAAGAUAUCUGGGUCAGAUGUUAUGUUGAAACAGACUUUAAGUAUUCAAGAUAUCUGGGUCAAAUGUUAUGUUGUAACAGACUUUAGAAUAUUUAAGAUAUCAGUGUCAGAUGUUAUGUUGAAACAGACUUUAGAAUAUUCAAGAUAUCAGGGUCAGAUGUUAUUCUUGCAGGCCUUGUUUGAGCAGCUGCAGGCCAAUGUCCAGAGUCACGUGUCCAUCCUGCUGGCCAAGAUAGAUCAGCUGGACAAGCCCCCUAGUGACCCAAGCACUGACCAGCAGGUGCCCUCCGUCGCUAGCAGCCCACACAAGUCUUCCAAUGGGAUCGAAGACCGCGUUCCUGAAUCUACUGGGAAGAAAGAUCCCCAGCGCAGAGCAGCUAUUGAAGAGACAAUUGUGAAGAAGGGAGGUCUCACCUUCCAAGACAUAGCAGGACUCCAUGAUGCCAAGGAGACGCUCACGGAGGCUAUUAUCAUGCCAUUACAGUUCCCACAGCUCUUCACAGGCUGCAUCAAGCCUUGGAAGCGUAUCUUGCUGUAUGGACCACCAGGCACAGGCAAGAGUAGGGUGGCAGAGGCGAUAUCUGCGGAGAUCAACUCCACUUUCUACUGCGUGUCCAGCUCUGAUCUAGUCUCUAGUUGGGUGGGGGAGAGCGAGAAACUGAUCAAGGAGCUCUUCCAGCACGCCAACAGCCAGCCCGAGGGCCGCUCCGUGAUCUUCAUAGACGAGAUCGACAGUAUCUGUCGCCAGCGCAGCCUGCGCGAGGAGGAGCACACACGCCGCAUGAAGACCGAGCUUCUCAAGCAGAUGGAAGGGGCGGACAACUCAAGUUCCAGCGAGAAAAUCUUCCUGCUCUGUGCGACCAACUGCCCUUGGGAGCUGGAUUCAGCUUUUCUCAGACGGUUUCAGAAAAGGAUUUACAUUCCAUUGCCUGACAGAGAUGCCAGGAUUUCCCUUAUCAAGAUCCACACCCGAGACAACAACCUGCAACUGACGGACAAGGAAUGGUGCUACCUUGCUGACAGCACUGACGGCUACUCCGGCAGUGACAUUGCCAACAUGACCUUGGGGGCACUGUUUGGACCCAUACGGGACCUCCGCAUGGCGCAAUACUGGUGUCAAACUGCUGAGGGCCAUCUCACACCGUGCACCCCAGAUACACCAGGAGCCCUGAACUCUCGUAUGAUUGACCUACCACCAGAUAAGAUCCGACCUCGCCAAGUGCAAAUAGGUGACUUCAUCAAAUCUCUCCAGACGCACAGACGGACAGUCACCGAGGGAGACCUUGUAAAGUUCAAGGAAUUCACAGAGGACUUUGGAGAAAAUGGAUGAUUACAAGUGUUUAUGUAACAACAGAUGUUUAAAUGUUUAUGUUCACCUGUUGUUAACAUAAAAAUCAAAGAAAAUAUUGCAUUAGAAAUAUAUUUGGUUUUCUUUCAAAAUUUGUAUUUUAUGAUAAAUGAUGUAAAAUAAAGGUUGAUGAAAAAUUAUAAAUUUAUAAACGUAAAGAAACUGUCAUUAGUGCAACCAGUUGUUAAAAAAAUGUUAUCUAACUUGUACUUUGAUAAAGCAUUUUAUGUUGCUGUUUAAAACUUUGUUGGUGUUUGUACUUUUUAUUAUACAACUGUAAGGUUGAAUAAGGAAAAUUUGAAACAUUUUUUUGUUGAACUAAUGUGAUCAUUACAUUGAGGAAUACAUUUAAGGAUAAGAAAUCAAUUUGUUGAUUUGUAUGUCCCCUUGCAAUGUCUCUCUGUAUGUAUGUCUAAGCCAUAGCUUGGCCGUAUUUUGAUGGAUUUUGAAACUACUUGGCAUAAAUGUCAAACCUCAUUGCCUCAUGUUCCUUACAUUUGAGCCUUGCUUGAUAGAGGAUUGGUCCCUUACAUUUGAGUAUUGGUCCCUUACAUUUGAGCCUUGGUCCCUUACAUUUGAGCCUUGGACCCUUACAUUUGAGCUAUCGUCCCUUACAUUUGAGCCUUGGUCCCUAACACUUUAGCCUUUGUCCCUUACAUUUGAGCUUUUGUCCCUUACAUUUGAGCCUUGGUCCCUAACACUUUAGCCUUUGUCCCUUACAUUUGAGCUUUUGUCCCUUAAAUUUGAGCCUUGGUCCCUAACACUUUAGCCUUUGUCCCUUACAUUUGAGCUUUUGUCUCGUACAUUUAAGCCUUGGUCCCUUACACUUGAGUCUUGGUCCCUUACAUUUGAGCCUUGGUCCCUUACAUUUAAGCCUUGUUCUGGGAAAACUGGGCUUAAUGCAAGUGUCGUCCAUGAUUAGACAGCAGUCUGCAUGCUGAUCAAGGAUAACACCUUCUGCAAACACUGGAUUUUUGAUAACAAGAUAUCUUUAAAAAAACAAUUCCAUGAAAGCAGCACAUGCAUUUAUCCCAGAAUAAGGCUUGUUUGUUUUGGAUUCCUAGAUUUUGUGAGAGAACUCACGUCUUUUACACAAGAAAAAUACUGAGAAAUAAUGAAUGUGCAGCUGUGGUUAAAAUGUAAGUUUAUAUCCCCAAUGUGUUGUGUUAUUAAAAGUCAAAAGAUCAGAGGUAAAAAUAUGUGAAUAAUUUCCCAGAUGUGUUAUGCCAAUAAUUUCUGCGUGUACUCUUGCAUUUUGAUACUUAAUGAAUGAAGGUAAUUUUACCAGUUCUGUGUUAAAGUAGAAAGCAUUACAAUGGGCCUAUUUAAUAACCUUCCAAAUAAAAGUCAAUUUAUGCUAUUA
This is a messenger RNA of Dreissena polymorpha, 3420 nucleotides long. RefSeq names its product vacuolar protein sorting-associated protein 4B-like. The record is from RefSeq and is a predicted model, not a curated record. Gene Ontology annotation, biological process: endosomal transport; vacuole organization. The coding region runs from base 732 to 2039 and encodes 435 amino acids. The transcript has 9 exons. Gene Ontology annotation, molecular function: ATP binding; ATP hydrolysis activity. NCBI's taxonomy places the organism in Eukaryota, Metazoa, Mollusca, Bivalvia, Myida, Dreissenidae.